Molecule: messenger RNA, 3596 nt
Organism: Temnothorax curvispinosus
Lineage: Eukaryota; Metazoa; Arthropoda; Insecta; Hymenoptera; Formicidae
Gene: ClpX
Product: ATP-dependent Clp protease ATP-binding subunit clpX-like, mitochondrial
Exons: 7
Coding region: 202-1983 (593 amino acids)
Biological process (GO): proteolysis; protein catabolic process
Cellular component (GO): mitochondrial matrix
Molecular function (GO): zinc ion binding; ATP binding; ATP hydrolysis activity
Source: RefSeq, a predicted model, not a curated record
AGCCGCGCGUCGCGUCGCGUCGCCCCGUUCAGAAUCCCUCCGUGAAUAUCCCGACGACGAUCCGCUCCGAGCAGUCCGAGCUCCGAGCCGACAAGUCGCGGCGAGUCCCUCGGAUCCGAGCGCGCGGAACGCCGUAGGUAGUGCAGGGCCUGCCGCCGUCAUCCCCGCGUCUCACGGCCCAACCGGGAUCCACCGUCGACCAUGAGCGUGCGUUGCUGCCUGGUCAGCGCGGGUCGCCUAGCCUCCUCCAACCAUGUCACCAGUCUGAGUCAUGUGCACAAAAUCGUCAGGGUCGUCGUGGCCAGCAGAGCCCUGUCGAUCAGCGGCAGCUUGGGCAAGGCGCCUACGGAGCCUACGCCACCCUCCAAGGACACCGUCUCCUCGAGCGGUUCCUCCAGCAAUGGCACUGGCGGCGGGAAGAAGAACACUCUCACCUGUCCCAAAUGCGGAGAUCCCUGCACGCACGUCGAAACGUUUGUCUCAUCCACAAGAUUUGUCAAGUGCGAAAAGUGCCAUCAUUUCUUCGUCGUGCUGUCUGAGAUUGACUCAAAGAGGAGUAUGAAGGAAGCGCUCAGGCCGGAAGAUGGCAAGCAAGGAUUUUACAGGAAGCCUCCUCCACCUCCAAAAAAGAUAUUCGAGUAUCUAAACAGACACGUUGUGGGCCAGGAAUAUGCAAAGAAGGUGCUGAGUGUCGCCGUUUACAAUCAUUACAAGCGUAUUUACAACAAUCUGCCGGCCCAAAACUCGCAGACGCAAACUAACGUUAAUCCGGUCAGCACACAGGAGACAAAUCAUCCCUUCACUCACAGAGGUCCUAAACCACACUUACUGCAUAUAUCAGGCAUCGGAAAUCCAUUUCCAGGAGUCGGGUUUCAGCACACGGUGAAUCCGGGAAGUGAACAAAAGGCGAGCAGUCAGUCGGCUCCUGGAUCAGCUAUAUUAGACAGCAAGCAGCAUCAGCUGAAACUGGAAAAGAGCAACAUACUGCUGCUCGGGCCUACGGGUUCCGGCAAAACGUUACUCGCGCAAACGAUAGCGCAAUGCCUGGACGUCCCGUUUGCCAUCUGUGAUUGCACCACUCUCACGCAAGCCGGCUACGUCGGCGAGGAUAUAGAGAGUGUCAUAGCCAAGCUCCUUCAGGAUGCCAACUACGUAGUGGAUCGUGCUCAAAUGGGCAUCGUCUUUUUGGACGAGGUCGACAAGAUAGGUGCCAUCCCCGGAAUCCAUCAGUUGCGUGACGUGGGCGGGGAAGGUGUGCAGCAAGGAAUGCUGAAAAUGUUGGAGGGGACGAUUGUGAACGUACCGGAAAGAAAUAGCUCGAGAAAGUUGCGUGGGGAAAUGUUGCAAGUGGACACUACGAAUAUUCUUUUUGUUGCGUCAGGCGCCUACAGCGGCUUGGACAGGUUGAUAGCGCGGCGCAAAUCGGAAAAAUAUCUUGGAUUUGGCGCGACGCCCGCGGCUGAGAGCCCGGGCAGGAGGGCGGCGACUUUGGCCGACGUCGCCAAUAUGUCACCUUCCACCGAGAGGGACAAUAAGGAGAAGGACGCGCUAUUACAACAAGUGGAAGCCCGAGAUCUCAUCGACUUUGGCAUGAUACCCGAGUUCGUCGGCAGAUUCCCCGUGCUCGUGCCUUUUCACACUCUCGACAGAGACAUGCUGGCGAGAAUUCUUACCGAACCAAAAAAUGCCAUCGUUCCUCAGUAUCAGAUGUUGUUCUCAAUGGACAAGGUGGAGCUGACGUUCGACAUACACGCAUUAAAUGCAAUUGCCUCUUUAGCAAUGGAAAGGAAAACGGGGGCGCGGGGGUUGCGAGCAAUAAUGGAAUCGCUGCUUUUGGAACCGAUGUUCGAGGUACCAGGGAGCGACAUAGUGUCCGUUCAUAUUACAGAACAGUGCGUGAACGGCGUUGACAAGCCACAGUACGUGAAGCGAGACGAUAGCAAUGAUGAUGACAUUCAGCAGGCGCAACAUGUACAUAAUUAACAAAUAAUUAAAGAAUGCGACACUUUGGUAUAACUGCUCCCUUAUCGAUAGAUGGACAAUUUUUAGGCGAAAAUUAAAUUAGCUCAUUUGCGUAAAUCGUUAUUUUAAUUAUUUUAUUUUAUAAAGAACGUAAUAUAUUUUCCUAUACAUGUAAUUAUUUCGUAUAAAACGAAAAUGAUAUGAGAACAACGCAUACAUAGUUUUCAAACUGUUUUGUAUAUUUAGAAUAUUUCUGAAAUUAUAAUAAUUUUUUUGCUACAGUGAAUUCUUCGAUUUUGGAUAUUAUGUAUAAUAUUGGACAUGUUUGCUGCAUUAUUAAUUAUACAGAUAUUGUUUAACGUAGCAAAAGGAGGAAUAUAUAUGUGAAUAUAUGUUCCUCCUUUUCAUAUGUAUCUUUUUGUUCCCAAAGAAAAUCACGAAAGCCACUUUAUAACAGAACCACAUUUGUUGCAGAAUAACAGUAAUAUAGACAUGAAUGCCAAUAUAUUGUAUUUAAAAUAAUUAUUUGAUUUCACAAUAAGAAUGAUAUUGCAAAUUGUAAGUCAUAUGUGUCUUGCAUUUUGCCUACUUGGAACAUGCAUUAUAAAUGCCUCUUCCAAGAGAAAGUGUCGCAUAAAAGUAGAAAACGUCAGAGAAUAAUGAGAAUAUACAGACCUAAUUCUUACUUGACAAUGGGAAAAAUGUAAAUAAAUUUUGUAUCGUUUAAUUCAUUCGUAUUGCAGGGAAAGUCAGAAAAUCAUACAUAAUAGCAUUCCACGUCCAAUCGAGUUUCGCAUCCUGCAUGCAUUUAUUGAUGGUAACAUCAAAAGUAAAGCGGCGUAAUAUGCGUUCGUAUCUAAUAGCAGAAUAUCGCAAAGAAAUUAAAAAAUAUAUAUACGCAUUCAAUCAUAUCAACGUCAUCAAAUCCCAAUUUGACAACAUAAAUGCUAUACAUUUGACGUGGGUAAAGCGAACUUCCAUUACGAUGUAAACUGAUUAAAUGGACUGGCUUAAGAUGCGGAAAACAAAAGAUUCCAAUCAAUUAAAUACGAAAUUGUAACAAGCCAUACAAUAAAGAGAGUUUUAAUGUAACCUACACAUAAUAAAUUUUUGUAUAUUGUCACGCCAGGAUUGUUUGUAAUGAAGAUCACUAUUGUUACGCGUUGUUUAUGAAAAAUUCAGAAAAAGAACAAUUGUAGCGCAAUAGUUUUAAUGAACACGACAUUAGCGUUCGUUUCCCGGAUAAUGGAAGAACGUCAAUUAUAAAAGAAGACGAAGAAAGUGAAGAAUAUAAAGAGAUUAUUUUUAUGUCAAAACAAUAGAUAGAAGUGUUCAUGUGUAAUAUAUUGUACAUAGUACAGUAGAUUAGUGAAAAGGAAGGUCCGUACGAUGUGCGAAUUAUACAAUUAUUAAUUUGACUAUAGAGAGUAUAUACAUCCUCGUUAAUUUAUCGCUAAUUUACUUACUGAUUAAAACGAUGCAAAAGAAGAAAGAAAAAAAAACCAGGCUGUGCAAAAUAAUAACACGGAGUGAAGACACUUGCAUAGAAUUUUUUUCCUAACUCUUUCACAGUGAUCUGAUGUCCUAUAUAGAACAAUUCUGUAUUUGUAAUAAAUCUAUAAUAUGCAACUAUA